AUGGCCGUUUCAACUCCCGAAGACUUUGACGUGCUCAAAUCGAAAGGAAACGCUUGCUUUAACGAAUGCUUAUACUCUCAAGCCCUUUCUUUCUAUUCUGAUGCGUUGAAGCUUAAGAACGAUCCAAUUAUACUAUGCAACCGAGCUCUUGUACAUUUGAAGUGCGAAAAUUUUGGUUCAGCUCUUUCAGAUAGCUCUGCUGCAAUUGCACUCAAUCCUCAAAAUACAAAGGCAUAUUAUAGACGUGGUAUGGCGUAUUUCGCUCUUACUAAAUUCACUCUGGCGGGUCGUGAUUUCAAGAAAUCCAUUCUUUUAAGUCCAACAAAUCAUGCUGCACGGUCAAGAUUUGAAGAAUGCAAGAAGAAUAUUAAGAGAUUAAAAUUUGAAGCAGCCAUAUCCAAUGUGAACAUCAGGGCUUCAGAAAGGCUGAACAUAGACGACUUCUUCGUUGGUGAAUCGUAUGAUGGACCAUGCUUAGACCACGAUGGUAAAAUCACCGAGAGCUUCAUAGAGAGCAUGGUAGUUCAUUUCAAGAACGGCAAACAAAUUCACAAACGGUUCGUAGCCCAAAUUCUUCUUCGGGUCAAAAAGAUUUUUGAAGAGCUACCAAAUAUUUGUGAAGUUUCUAUUCCGAACGGAUCUACUUUUACAAUAUGCGGUGAUAUUCAUGGACAGUUCUUCGACUUAUGCAAUAUUUUUGAAAUAAAUGGGAAACCAACUCACGACAACACAUACUUAUUCAACGGAGAUUUCGUUGACAGAGGAUCAUUUUCCUGUGAAGUUAUUUUGACACUUUUUGCGUAUAAAUGUCUUCUCCCGAAGCAUUUUCACCUUCUUCGAGGCAACCAUGAAACAAACGCCAUGAAUGCUCUCUAUGGUUUUCAAGGAGAACUCACACAAAAAUAUGGAAAGAGCUUCACAUCUAUUUUUGAUGAAGUUUUUUGUACCUUACCACUGGGCUGCGUUCUCUCAGAGCAAAUUUUCAUAAUGCAUGGUGGUUUAUUUUCAGAUUCGGAAAUAACUAUUCAGCGAUUAAAUGCUAUGGAUAGAUUCAAGGAGCCAUCAGAUAAUGGUGUUUUUUCUGAAAUCCUAUGGAGUGAUCCUUGUGAUUCUUGUGGUAAGUUCCCAAACAAACGCGGAGUCGGAAUUGCAUUUGGUCCUGAUAUAACGAAGAAUUUCCUAAAUAAAAACGGUCUUAAGUUAGUAAUUAGAAGCCAUGAAGUUAAAGAUCAGGGUUACGAAAUUCAGCACGGCAACAAUUUGAUCACAGUUUUCAGUGCACCAAAUUAUUGUGACCAGAUGGGGAAUAAAGUAUUACUUUUGCGCUUUCCGUGUGGAGCUUUCAUCAGACUAAAAAGUGACAUGAUACCAGAAUUUAUUACAUUCGACGCUGUUUCUCAUCCAAAUAUUCCGGCUAUGUUCUAUGCUAAUCCUUACACUAAAAUAUUAUAG
Bathycoccus prasinos is the source of this 1452-nucleotide messenger RNA. RefSeq names its product serine/threonine-protein phosphatase 5. Gene Ontology annotation, cellular component: nucleus; cytosol. Bases 1 to 1452 code for a protein of 483 amino acids. Lineage: Eukaryota; Viridiplantae; Chlorophyta; Mamiellophyceae; Mamiellales; Bathycoccaceae. Gene Ontology annotation, molecular function: protein binding; protein serine/threonine phosphatase activity. The transcript is spliced from 15 exons. The record is from RefSeq and is a predicted model, not a curated record.